AACCGCGUGUGUGUCGGCCAAAAAAGUGCAAGCUUUCAGAAUCCACCACCGUUCGGCGGUGGAAAUAAAAUGGCCGCCAGCAGCCGAAGAGCGGCCGAAGGCGACAACAGCGCCAUAGCCGAUUUUGGAGCACUGUGAAGUGUCGAAGUUCAGUGAGUGUAGAUUUUUUAGACACACUUUUCCACGGAAAAACCCAUGAAAAUAGGGGAGUUUUCACUGUAAAUACAUUACUAACGUGCAAUGCAUGGUGGUGUGAUUGAUUUGGUGAUAUUGUGAUAAUCGUAGCUGUGGCGGAUCGUCUGUUUUUGUUAUGUAAAGAAAAGGCAGCCUCUCUUCUCGACCUCCUCCCGAUUCCCGUGUGUGUGCAGAUGGAGACGCAGGGGCGCACGUUUUCAUGGUGAAAAUUCCGUAAAAUUGGGACACAAGUGACGCCAAGUGGAGUGCAGAGGACUUUCGGCAGCCCCUGGUGCGUGCACAGUGCGACUUUGGGCCCUGGGGCAGCAGCCCGCGUGCGGGAGAGAGGGCGUCUCGCGGCCUGACCAAACCAUCCGGACGCACACAGCCCCUCUCCGUGGGGCUCCGCAGCAAUAUGGAUGUCUCCAGCCAACUGAGCGCCUCUCCGUGAAUUUUCCCAUUCCGUCUCGACUGGACAAAAAAUAGGAGAGUAUGGAAAAGGCGAAAGCCUACAUAAAGAACGAAUUGCGAGGUUCCUUGGCGCCGUCAGAGUCUCCCGGACAUCCUCAUCAUCCGGGUGCUGGUCACCAUGGAGCGCAGCAGCAGCCGUCAAAUGACAGUGCAGAGGGUGUAAUGUCAAUAUGCUUUGUGUGCGGCAUUCGUGGUGUGCUUGAGCAAUUCCCUUUGCGAGUGCGCCCCAAUCCGGAGCGGCCGAACGAGCCGAAUUUUCCCUUUCUCGAGGGUCAUGAGCCGCCCACGGGUCUGCCGGCGGUGUCGGCAUCGCAGCCAAUUGUGCGAGCGUGCUUUCUCUGCUACAAGUUGCUGAUGAAGCAGUGGGAGAGCCAUGAGCGCGACGGUCGCCCCUACUCACAGCGCCUGUAUCAUCUGAAGCGCCUGGAUGGGAAGGGCUAUGUGGGGGCCGACAUGUCUGUGCAGGGCGAGUAUGCGGCACAGAUUCUGGGCCUGAGUGCUGAACACUUGUCCAGUGGACAGCAGCAACCCUAUCAGCAGUAUGGGCCACGCGAGACGAGGCCAACAUCGCGAGAUGCCCAACUGCAUGCUCACUUGUCACCGUAUCCCAGUCAAAUGGUGGCGCGCAAUGAGAGCCCCAUUCGGCCGACAUCGCGAAAUGAGUCGCCGGUGGCCAAAGAGGCGUAUUACAAGCGCACCCCGGAUAUGUACAAUCGACCGUCCAGUAGGAAUGAGAAGAUACCAACGCCAACGUCGCGCCCUGUGUCGCGGGAGAACGUGAGUAGUGGUGGUGGUCAGGCGACGCAGGCCAGCGCAACACCACGUGUCAACUCAUAUGAGGGCAUCAGCAUAAGACCAUCAUCGUUUGCACAUCAUAAAUACAAAUUGGGCUCGCUGGGGUACAUGAAUGCGGCCAAUAUGGAGCAGCAGCAGCAGCUGAAGACGCAAUCGCCGUACACACUGCAACCGUCACCGGGACCGUAUCAGCAGGAUGAGGAGGGCGCCCUUGAUCUCCGCAACACGUCGUCACGCAGCUCAGAUUCAUCAUCGACAAUGCCUUCGGCCACGGACAUUCUCGAUCUCUCGAUGCCCGACAAGAAUUCCAUGACUGAGGUGUGCUAUGUGUGCGGCGAGGAGUACAGACGCGGCAGCUUGACGGAGUUGAGCACGGUGAUGCCCAAGGAGUUGAAGGAUCGCGACAAGCCGUACUUCCCGAUCUUCGGCGAGCAGCAUCCGCGGCCGGCGCGAUCGCGACCGAAGGAUCCCAAGGGCAUGAUUCAAGCCUGCAAACUCUGCUAUCAGCACAUGCUUCAGCAGUGGCAUCAUUUUCAGGCGCACAAUAUUCCAGAUAAUGAGCGUCACUACAAAUUGAGGAAGCGCCCAGCAUCGGUGGGUGAACGUGAGAGAGCGACAUUUGUUUGCUACACUUGCGGCACGGACACACCAUCGUCACAAUUGAGGCUUGUGUAUUGCUGCCCAAAUGCCGAACGUGAGCCGUAUUAUCCGUUCAUAAAGACACUGAAAGCCUUUCCCAAUGCUAGUCCUAUCAGUCCGCAGGGCAUGGUGCAAAUAUGUUCCUCGUGCAAUGAAAAGCAUUCGCACUUAGCUGAAGGUGGUGGUGCUACCAGCAUUGAUGGCAGAUUUACACCGUCCGAUAACAAGUCACAAGCCAAUUCGGAAUCCAGUAAUGUGCGGUUUAAGCCUUAUGAAACGCUAUCGCUCAAUUCGGCUGGGGCGGCAAUUGUGAGGGAUUCCAAGAGUUUAAGGCGGGAUUCGAGACCAAAUACACCACCUCAUUCGCAUGAGACCCUCGAGAAUGGCCAUGGACAGUAUCCAUGCUUCAUCUGCAAGGGUCUGUUUCCUGGCAAUCAAAUGGAGUGGUUAUCAACGUCAGCGGAGCACAUGAAUUCCCAUGCGAUGCAUUUUCCAUGCUUGAAGACAAGCGAAGGAGGCUCAAAUCGUGUGCUGGCGUGCACACGAUGUGUUACCCAUUUGGCGAAGCAGUGGGAGACAAUGGAUGCCGAGCGUGUACCACUUGAGCAUCGCCGGUAUAACAUUCCAUCGCCAAUACCGGCGGCGGGGUCGCCAAAUGGCUCUCGUGGAUUGGGUGGCAUUAAUACACCACCAUCGACACCAUCGGUGGCAUCAACACCGGCCAGCACGUCAAUUUACUGCUUUCUGUGUGGCCUUCAUUCGGACUUGACGCUGGCGCGUGUACUGUACGCCAGCAAGGAGGGCUCCAGGCCAUACUUUCCGUAUUUGCUGAAACACAAAUCACCCCCGAAUGCUGAACAAUUGCGCUCGGACUAUUCAGCUCUCGUGUGUACUUUCUGUUACCAUUCACUGCUCAGUCAGUGGCGAAAGUAUGAAGCUCAGAAUGCAGUGACGCCAAAUGAGAGGAAGUACAAUUGGCAUGACUAUUGCUGCCAUCUCUGUGGCAUCACAACAUAUCGCAAGAGGGUUCGAGCUCUGCCCAUCCGGGAGUUUCCCUUUGUUGCCAAUCGAAAGAGUGAUGGUGCUCUGCUGCUUGAGAAUGGGGACUAUGCUGUUGUCUGUCUUGAUUGCUAUGAGAGCCUGAGGCAACAAGCCUCAGAGUACGAUCGAUGGAAUGUUCCAAUUGAGAAGAGGGAGUACAAUUGGGUGCCACAGCCUCCACCACCGGAGGACAGUCCUGAUGUGUCUGUCGCUAGAUUGCCAAGUGGUGAACGUUCUGACAAAAUCAUGAGCUACAAACCAAAUUCUGCUAUGCGAUCGAAUCCCAACAAGAAAAACUGUUCUCCAAAGCAAUCAAGUGAUAAGAGAGAUUCAAUUCAACCAAAACCAGGUCAGAAGCGACCAAGUCCAGCACCGCCAAUCCCAUCGUCACCUCAUCUGCAUCAGACGGCGGCUCAGUUAUCGAAUCACGUGUCCAAUCACUUGCCUCCGGGCGCCGGCAGUGUGCCCGGUGUGGGCCAGAAUCCCGCCACGAGCGGUCGCGGUCCCUUCGCUUCGGCGCUGCGCAAUUUGGCGAAGCAGGCCGACAUCAAGGAUGAGGACGGGGCGGCGCCGGGCGGUGGGGUGUCUGCCGGCAGUGGCGGCGGCGGCGGCGGUGGUGGCGGCGCGAGCGGAGCCAAUGCCAGUGGCGCCGGUGGAAAUCUCAGCAGCGAUGCCGUGCGAGGUGUGAACAGUGGCGCGACGUCACUUAUGUCGACGGUGCAGCGGAGUGGAGCGCACGAUGGCAGGGCAACGGCAGGAGAUGGGCGUGGCAGUGGGAGUCAGACACACACGCCGGAUGUCAGACAAUCUGUGGUGGCAGAUGAUCGGGGUGUUAAUAAGAAGAGGACGUCAUCGCCGCCACCUGAGAAGAUGGCCAGACUCAGUGGUCCACCGAGUAUGCAACCUGACUUGGCAUUGGCUAGGAGUGGUUUUCAACCUUAUCGACCGGAUGAGCGUCUUGCUCAUCCGGCUGGUGCAUUUCCACUGGAAGCCUACACGUCAUUUGGCGCAAUUCCUGGUCUUCCGCCAGGGAGUCUCUUCAAUCCGGCUGCGCUGCAGUAUCCGGAACAGCUAUAUCUGGAUCAGCGGAUUCAGAGUAUGUUUCGCAGCGUAGGUCAUCAUCCGCAUGCACAUCCGCAUCCUCUCUAUUCACCCCUGGCAUCACCCUAUGCGCCCCAUCUCUACGGAAUGCUGCCCACGGGUGCGGCGCUGGGCUUGGGUGUUCCGGGAUUUCAUGAGCGUAUGAAGCAGGAGGAGGAGCACCGGGCAAGGAUAGCGCGCCAGGAGGAGGAGCGCGAGCGUGAGAUGCAGCAGCGUGAGAAGGAGCGUGAGUUGCGCGAGCAGCGCGAACGGGAGCAGCGCGAGAAGGAGCAACGGGAGCGCGAGCAGAGGGAAAAGGAGCAGAGGGAGAAGGAGCAGCGCGAGAAGGAGGCUCGCGAGCGGGAGUUGCGCGAGAAGGAGCGCGAGGCGAGGGAGAGAGAACGUCUGCACACGGCGGCCACGCAUCACUAUCCACCGCAAAUGUACUCACAUCCCUCCAUGAGGAAUAUGCCGCACAAUCUGUUAGGCCAGUUGCUGCCGCCGGGUCCGUCUGGGCUGGCGUCACUUACAAUGGGUCUGCGGCCGCCGCCGCAGUCUUCGCUGCACUCGAUAUCGCAGCUGUCGCCGUACCACACUUCGUCGCAGCGCCAGAGUCCUCACGCCGCCGCCAUGAGUCUCAACCUGGGCAUGGGCUUGCCGCCGAUGCCGCCCCACUCGGUGCAUUCGUCACUCAAUCUGUCGCACCAUCUGCCGCUGGGGCAUCCGUCUGGUGUGCCGGUGACGCAUCCCAGUCUGGGACACUCGCUGGGCAUGCCGCCGACGAGCCUGCAUCCCGGCCUUCUGGCGCACACGGCGUCUGGGAGUCUGAAUCUGAGCACGGCGUCACCCGCGGCGCUCAACUUGGGCGCCAAUCCGGCUCACAGUGUCAAUCUCACGGUGGAUCGUGAGCGAGAGCGAUCGAGUGUGUACGGCAGCUACCCGAUGCCCGUGUCGACUGCGAGCGGCGGCAUUCCGCGCAGUGUGUCCGCCAUUCCGGCUGUCACAUCGUCGGCACCGCUAGUGUCGCACUAUCCACCGACCAGGCCCUCGUCGCAGCCGCAGAGCACGUCGAGCGGCGGCGGCGCAAGCAAUAAUCCCACGGUGCCGAAGAGUCCUCAGACACCCGCCAGCGGGAAUGGGGUGAAUCUGGUGGCCAAGGCGCCACCGGAGCCAAUGAAUAGUGGCGAGAGUGUGGCGCCAAGUGGUGGGAAUCCGGUGGAAAACGGUGCCAAUUCGUCAUCGGACGAGAUGAGUGCGAAGGACAGUGAGAAUGGUGGCGCGCCGGACAAGGAGGCGGCGAAUCAGCAGCAGCCAACGAGCAAUGGUGGCGAGAAGAUGACUGAGGCUGCGAUGGGCGGCGAUGCGCCGGCGACGCAGGCGUCCAACAACGGCGAGGCGACGAAGGUGGCGAGUCCGCCGGCUGACGGGGUGGCUAAAAUAUUAAGUGGGGGAACUGACAAUGGUAGCAAUAGUGUUGAGAUAGCGGAUAAGGCACAGGCUCAGCAAACAGAACGCUUCCUGGGUGAUCAACUGAAGCAGCAGCAGUCAGAGAAUUGUGGGCAAAUGCCGUACAGCAGACCGAGUCAUCUGCCACCGUUUGAUUCAGCAUCGACACGCCAUUAGCCAAUUACUUAAGCGCCAGAGAGUGUUGUGUGUGAUUCAGAGUGUUUGCAAUGUGCGAGAGGAAAUCAAAAGUGUGCGCGCAGAAGACGAAGGGAGGUAGAAAAACUUAUCUCUUUCAUCAUUAAACCUAAAUUAAAGAAGAAGAAAUAGCAUAGAAUAUUCGCAGAAUGGAGUAAAAUUUCAAAGAUCUGUCUCUUUUGUCACCACGUUGAUUGCUAAUAAGAUUUUCAAGUCCUAUAACUCUGUAAUAAUUAACUUAAAAUAUUAUUAACUGUAUUAUAAAUGAUGAAAAAAAAAUGAAAUGAAGAUGAAAAAAAAAUGAAUAACACAAGAUGAUGAAAAAAGAAACUGUGAUAAAUUUACAUGGGAGAAAACAUUUAAAAAAAAAAAGUGCUGGCUGAGCAGACGAAUUUGAAAGGACAUCGUGUGUGUUUGAAGUAAAGAAAAGAAAAGGACAAAAUUCAAGUCACAUUAUUUUCAUUAGUCGGUUUUCUCACGAAAAAGAAAGAAAAAAUACAAUGUAAUAAUGACUUUUUGUAAUUGCUGUGCCUCUGUUUGCUGUUAUUCUUUCACACACCUCUUUGACUGCAGAUGAAAGACGAAGGGAUAUUGAAAUAAUCUUGCAAAACACCCCCUUUUUCUGUUUUUUUCUUUGUAGCAAAGAAAGCCAACACCAACAGGAGUUUAUAAACUAAAUUAAAGUAUAUAAAGUGGACACUGUAAAUAGCAAGAUGGACAAUUGCGAGAGAGAGAGAGAGAGAGAGAGCUUUAUUUGUGGCGGAGACAUGAAAUUUAUAUUGUGGGGACCGCGAGGAUAAGCAGAGAGAGUGAUUUCAAUUUGGGAUCUGUGAAUGAAAGAGGGAGAGAACGAUUGAGGAAGAGUGAGAGAUCCAACCCAAUUUGCUAAUAAAUGUGUGAAGAUAAUCUAUUUCAUAAUUACCGAUAUACAUUGAAAUAAAAUAUGACGGGGCUAAUUAAAAACUACUCAAAGUACAGAAAAUACAACAGUCUUUGUAUUCAUCACCAUU
This is a messenger RNA of Phlebotomus argentipes, 6851 nucleotides long. RefSeq lists its product as uncharacterized. The record is from RefSeq and is a predicted model, not a curated record. Lineage: Eukaryota; Metazoa; Arthropoda; Insecta; Diptera; Psychodidae. The transcript has 13 exons. Bases 667 to 5823 code for a protein of 1718 amino acids.